Suillus fuscotomentosus is the source of this 849-nucleotide messenger RNA. RefSeq lists its product as uncharacterized. The transcript has 5 exons. The record is from RefSeq and is a predicted model, not a curated record. Lineage: Eukaryota; Fungi; Basidiomycota; Agaricomycetes; Boletales; Suillaceae. Bases 1 to 849 code for a protein of 282 amino acids.
AUGACUGACUCAGAAUCAGAUUCGAAAUCAACAUCCUCAGACAUCCAUUCAGACUCAGACUUGGCAGAUGAGAGCAAUUGUGACCAGCCUGUUGCUCCACCAAGUGCAGGCGCUUCCAUGGAGCAUUACCAAGAGCUUCAGCAGCGCAAUGCAAUGCUGAAUGAGAACAACAAUGUCCUCAAUGCACAACAGCUGAAAUGUCCAUCUACAGCGAGCGCUUCAUCUAAGACUAGUGACAUCAAAAAGCUCAUUCUCAGUGUGGCAAAGAAGUAUUCAAUAACUACUGAAAUGUUCCUUCCCGACAAGGUCAUUUUUCAAACCAAUUGUCCUGACCCUCCAGCCGAAAUCUUGAACCCAAAUCAUUAUGCUAAGAAGUCGACGGAGAAGGACACACUUUUCGGAACUGGAAUGCAGCAAGCUCGGUCAUCGUUCAUCAAUGGGCUAUGUUCCGUUGCAGGUACUAUACUCAACAUGCCGAAUGAGUAUUUCAUGUCAAAAUUCGACCAUAACUUUGUUCCACAAGUCACACGAUUGAUCAGAUGGGAAACAGGCAAGGGGAAGGUAUAUGAUGUUUUUAAGGCACCAAUCCUCUAUCCUGACCAUGUCAUCAAUGAGAAGAAAGUAUUUAGAAAUUGGUUGGUGUUUGCCAUGACAAUCUUUGUCCUGUCUCCUGAUCAAAAAUUCUUGGGAGAUGGUGUUGGAGCCAUAUCUUCGAUCACAACCUUUGUGGACAAGGUGCAAAUACGAGGACAUGGAAUACACUCAAAGCUGUUGAAGCAAGGCUUGAGGCUGCCGCCAGCACAUAUGAGUGUGCCCAUAAGGCUCUUGUGGUUCUUGCACCACUGCUGA